This is a messenger RNA of Ahaetulla prasina, 4436 nucleotides long. RefSeq lists its product as uncharacterized. The transcript is spliced from 2 exons. NCBI's taxonomy places the organism in Eukaryota, Metazoa, Chordata, Lepidosauria, Squamata, Colubridae. The record is from RefSeq and is a predicted model, not a curated record. Bases 2077 to 2979 code for a protein of 300 amino acids.
GAGGGCUGUUCAAUCGGUACGGUAAGUGGGAGAGGCAGAUAUGGCGGAGGGGGGGGCCGUAUCGAGUGUUGGGAGCACGUGCUCGAUGUUUGAAGGUGAUCACGUGCUCCGGUCCCUCAGUCCCUACCCGUUCCUCAGGCGGCCAUGAUUCUCAGAGCCUGGAUCUUCGGUUGAUGCUAUGUAAUGCCCGGUCCGUGGCUAAUAAAGCCCCCCUGAUUUGCGAUCUUAUUCAGGGGGAGUCCGCGGACCUUAUGGGCAUUACGGAGACCUGGUUGGGUCCGGAGGGGGGGGUUCCCCUCGUUGAGCUGUGCCCUCCAGGUUUCCGAGCAUUUCAUCAGCCGAGGGCCCAAGGUAGGGGUGGCGGUUGUCAUUAAGGAAGAUCUAGAGCCGAGGGAGGCCACUGUUCCUCAGAUUGCCGGUUGUGAAUCCCUCUAUGUGAGGUGGGGCCAUAGGAAUCAGUUGGGCUUGUUGAUCGCGUACCUGGCUCCUUGCUGCGUGACCACAGCCCUGCCCGAGCUGUUGGAGGUACUUGCCUCUGUGGCGGUUGAGACCCCCAGACUUAUAGUCAUGGGGGAUUUCAACUUGCCAUCGGCUGGCUUGCUAUCGACUGCAGCUCGGGAGUUCCAGGCUUCCAUGACGGCCUUGGACCUGAUUCGGGUAAAUGAUGGCCCCACGCACAUGGGGGGAGGCACACUGGACCUGAUUUAUAUCUCUGGUCAGUGGUUAAAUGAUCUGGAACUAGAUGAUUUAGUAACAGAACCGAUGUCAUGGUCCAAUCAUUUUCUCCUUCGACUAGACUUCCGAACCGCCAUCCAUCAUUGCAGGGAGACGGAACCUAUACGGUGGUUCCGUCCCAGGUGCCUGAUGGACCCUGAGAGGUUCCUGACGGAGCUUGGGCCAUUCCCUGAGGAUCUGGCCCACGGCACGACUGAGGAACUAGUCGCGGCCUGGGAGCGGGCCGCGGCUGGGGCCUUGGACCAUGUCGUGCCUUUGCGACCUCUGACCCGGCGCAGAUCUCGUCUGGCCCCUUGGUUCUCCGAGGGGCUGAGGGAGAUGAAACGCCGGAGAAGACGUCUAGAGAGCAGCUGGAGGUCCAGUCGUUCCGAAGCUGAUCGGACACUAGUUAGGUCCUAUUCUAGGACCUACCUAGUGGCAAUGAGGGAGGCGAGGCACUCAUACGCCUCCACCCUUAUUGCGUCGGCAGAUAACCGCCCGGCUGCCCUGUUUCGGGUGACCCGCUCCCUCCUUCAUCAGGAGGUGCGGGAUGACCCGUUGCAGGGACGUGCCGAGGAGCUUAGUGGUUAGCUAUACGAUAACAUCGCUCAGCUCCGGGAUGGUCUGGACCGAAAUUGGGAUGAUCCAGGCGAGGGAGAGGAGACACGUCUUGUUGAGUCCAUUUGGGAUGAGUUUGACCCUAUGGCUCCCGAGGACGUGGACAGGUUGUUGGGGAGGCUUCACGCCACGACAUGUUUACUGGACCCGUGUCCUUCCUGGUUGCUACUGGCCAGUCAGGAGGUGACACGAGGCUGGCUCCAGGGGAUUAUCAACGCUUCUUUGUUGGAAGGGGUUUUCCCUGCCGCCUUGAAAGAGGCGGCGGUGAGACCCCUCCUCAAGAAGCCCUCCCUGGACCCAGCUAUUUUGGGUAAUUAUCGUCCAGUCUCCAACUUUCGCUUUGUUGCGAAGGUUGUAGAGAGUGCUGUGGCGCGACAGCUACCCCAAUACCUGGAUGAAGCCGUCUAUCUAGACCCGUUCCAGUCCGGCUUCCGACCCGGGUACAGCACGGAGACAGCUUUGGUCGCACUGGUGGAUGAUCUCUGGAGGGACAGGGACAGGGGUUAUUCCUCUGCCCUGGUCCUAUUAGACCUCUCAGCGGCUUUUGAUACCAUCGACCAUGGUAUCUUGCUGCGCCGGUUGGGGGGAUUGGGAGUGGGAGGCACCGUGUAUCGGUGAUUCUCCUCCUAUCUCUCUGACCGGUCGCAGACGGUGUUGACAGGGGGGCAAAGGUCGACCGCGAGGGACCUCACUUGUGGGGUGCCGCAGGGGUCAAUUCUCUCGCCCCUUCUGUUCAACAUCUAUAUGAAGCCGUUGGGUGAGAUCAUCAGUGGCUUUGGGGUGAGAUACCAGCUGUACGCUGAUGACACCCAGCUGUACUUUUCCACCCCAGGCCACCCCAAUGAAGGUGUUGAAGUGCUGUCCCGAUGCGUGGAAGCCGUACGGGUCUGGAUGGGGAGAAACAGGCUCAAGCUUAAUCCCUCCAAGACAGAGUGGCUGUGGAUACCGGCACCCCGAUUCAGUCAGCUGCAGCCGCGGCUGACUGUUGGAGGCGAGUUAUUGGCCCCAAAGGAUAGGGUGCGCAACUUAGGUGUCCUCCUGGAUGAACAGCUGUCGUUUGAAGAUCAUUUGACGGCCGUCUCCAGGGGGGCCUUCCACCAGGUUCGCCUGGUUCGGCAGUUGCGCCCCUUCCUUGAUCGGGAUGCCUUGUGCACGGUCACUCAUGCGCUCGUUACCUCUUGCUUGGAUUAUUGUAAUGCUCUCUACAUGGGGCUCCCCUUGAAGUGCACUCGGAGGCUUCAGUUAGUCCAGAAUGCAGCUGCGCGGGUGAUAGAGGGAGCUCCGCGUAGCUCCCAUAUAACACCGCUCCUGCGCAGACUGCACUGGCUACCUGUGGCCUUUCGAGUGCACUUUAAGGUUUUGGUUACUACCUUUAAAGCGCUCCAUGGCUUAGGGCCUGGGUACUUACGGGACCGCCUGCUGUUACCACAUGCCUCCCACCAACCCGUACGCUCUCACAGAGAGGGACUUCUCAGGGUGCCGUCCGCCAAGCAAUGUCGGCUGGCGGCCCCCAGGGGAAGGUCCUUCUCUGUGGGGGCUCCCACACUCUGGAACGAACUUCCCCCGGGUUUAUGCCAAAUACCUGACCUUCGGACAUUCCGUCGCGAACUGAAGACACAUCUUUUAAUUCGUGCGGGGCUGGCUUAAAUUGAAUUUUAUUAAAUUUUAAAUUUUAUUAACUAAUUUUAAAUGGGGUUUUUAGUUCAUUGUAUACUUUUCAGGCCAAUUUUAAAAUAAGUUUUUUAAUUGCAUUUUAAAUUGUAUAUUGUACUAUCUGUUUUAUUUUUGCCUGUACACCGCCCUGAGUCCUUCGGGAGAAGGGCGGUAUAAAAAUCAAAUAAAUAAAUAAAUAAAUAAAUAAAUAAAUAAAUAAAUAAAUAAAUAAAUAAAUAAAUAAAUAAAUAAAUAAAUAAAUAAAUAAAUAAAUAAAUAAAUAAAUAAUAAUUGAAGACAGACAAUGGUCCUGCAUAUAUUAGUAAGGAAUUUGCCUCCUUUUGUCAACAAUGGAAUAUUCAAUUGACACCUGAAAUUCCUUAUAACUCUCAAGGACAAGCUAUAAUUGAGCGAGCCCAUCCUAAAUUUAAAGCUAAAUUAGUCAAAACUGAAUCUGGCCCAUACAAUUUGAGAAAAAUUCAAAAUUUGAUAUCUAUUGCUCUUUAUGCUUGGAAUUACUUAACCUUUUUAGAUUCCUUUUCAGAAAUUCCAGUCAAUUUACAUUUUCAUAUUCAGGAUCCUGUCUCUGGACCUCUGGUAUCCUAUCGUCAACUUCCUGAUCCUACCUGGCGUGGACCUGCUCAACUUAUAACCUGGAGUCGUGGUUAUGCCGCAACUGAGGAUCUGUUAACAAAACAAGCUGUGUGGAUCCCAGGCUGGUGUGUUUGUCCUUAUCAUGGCAUGGCAUCAAGGUCUCCACAAUCCCAUUCCUAACUUUGAUCUGCAUCUCAAAAUGGAAGUUCGUGUUCCCAAGUCGCCACAUCCUCCAGCCAUGACUUGGGGUCAAGUGAAAGCUACUACCUAUGAAGUUCAGCAACAACUACAGAAGGCUUCUUUACCUCAAACCAGGGGGUGAAGAAAACGAAGAUAUUUCCGAGGUGUUUAACUGACCAUAGCCCAGUAUGGAUGGAAUUAUUACAAGGGAAAAAAGGUGGUAGAACAUGGAGGUUGAAUGAAAAUCUGUUUAGAUAUGAGGAUAAUGUAACUUAUUGUAAGAAACAGUUAAAAGAAUUUUUUGAUUUUAAUAUGUACAAAGGGACACCUAUAGGAACUGUGUGGGAGGAGAGCAAAGCGUUUAUUAGAGGGAUAUGAUUUACUUGGACAAUAGGCAAAGGAAUAAUAAACAAAGGCAGCGUAGGUAUUUGGAAGAAGAAAUUCAAAGGAAGCAACAGUUAUUAAUUCAAAACCCACAAGAUCACAAACUUAAAGAGGCUAUAAAAAUAUUACAGAGUCAAUUUAAUAUGUUAAUGGCAGACCAGGUGGCAACGAAUAUACAAUAUGCUAAACAUAAUACCUUUUGUAAUGCAAAUAAACCUGGGAGAUGGUUGGCAUAUAAUUUAAGGAAGAAACAGAAAGCACGUGUCAUACAAAAAAUAGAAUAUAAAGGUAAA